Molecule: messenger RNA, 3226 nt
Organism: Xenopus tropicalis (tropical clawed frog)
Lineage: Eukaryota; Metazoa; Chordata; Amphibia; Anura; Pipidae
Gene: lmf1
Product: lipase maturation factor 1
Exons: 11
Coding region: 37-1767 (576 amino acids)
Biological process (GO): protein maturation
Cellular component (GO): endoplasmic reticulum membrane
Source: RefSeq, a predicted model, not a curated record
UGAGAGUAUGACGCAUGCGUACUGAGGAGUACAAAGAUGGCGGCGCCCAGGGACGGCGCUGAGGAGACGGGUACCGGGGAGUCUGAGGGGCUCAGGAGACGCAAGAAGGAGCUCGUCAGGGAAGCGAGUGAACCGACAGCCCCGGAGAGUCGGGGAGAGGCCGAGUGCGGGGUAUCACUGCUACCCGGGAGUUUCUGGCUCACACGGAUUGUGCUGCUCAGGGCUAUCGCUGCCAUAUACUUUGUGGCCUUCCUGGUGGCUUUCCAACAAAACAAGCAGCUGAUUGGAGACUCGGGGCUGCUGCCAUGCAAGCUGUAUCUGAAGAACAUAAAGCAGUACUUUGGAGGCAAGAUAGGCCUGGAGGCAGUCAGCCAUGCCCCCUCACUUCUCUGGCUCUUGGACUGGGCUCACAUGGAUACCCACUUGGAUAACAUUGCUUUGGUUGGCCUUGCCAUUUCUUUCUUCAUCCUUGUGUCUGGCUGUGCAAAUAUGAUUCUCAUGGUUACGCUAUGGAUCCUCUACCACUCUCUGGUGGGCGUUGGACAGAUCUGGUAUUCCUUUGGGUGGGAAUCUCAGAUCCUCGAGACUGGGUUCCUUGGCAUCUUCUUGUGCCCCUUUUGGACUCUUUCCCGAACCCCGCAGAGAACGCCGCCUUCUGGCAUUGUCAUCUGGGCGUUUCGCUGGCUGAUUUUCCGCAUCAUGCUCGGGGCGGGUCUGAUAAAAAUCCGGGGAGACCGUUGCUGGAGGGACCUCACUUGUAUGGACUAUCACUAUGAGACCCAGCCUGUGCCCAACCCAUUGGCUUACUACAUGCACCGGAACCCUUGGUGGUUCCACCAGUUUGAGACGCUCUUCAACCAUUUCAUAGAGCUGGUCGUGCCUUUCUUCAUCUUCCUCGGGAGACGGAUGUGUCUUGUUCAUGGGAUCCUUCAAGUCCUCUUCCAGGUUCUUCUGAUACUUAGCGGAAACCUGAGCUUCUUAAACUGGUUGACCAUAUUGCCAAGCAUCGCUUGCUUUGAUGAUGCCAGCUUGGGCUUCCUGUUCAGCUCCAACAAGGGGUCCGUAAAACACCAGGUUUCCGAGAUUCAGGCUGAGAAAUCUGCUGGUGGUGGACCUUCAAAGACUUACGGCUGUUAUGUGCGCCAGUUAGUUCAUCUCUCCCUGGGUGUCCUCAUCAUCUUCCUCAGCGUCCCUGUUGUGUUGAACCUGCUGAGCUCCAAGCAAGUUAUGAAUACCUCCUUCAACCCACUCAAGAUUGUGAACACAUACGGAGCGUUUGGCAGCAUAACCAAAGAGAGGACGGAGGUCGUGCUUCAGGGAACGUCCAGCUCGGACCCCAGUGAUCCGGGGGCUGUGUGGGAAGAUUACGAGUUUAAGUGCAAGCCGGGGAACCUAACUAGGCCCCCGUGUGUUAUCAGUCCGUACCACUACCGCCUGGACUGGCUUAUGUGGUUUGCAGCUUUCCAGACCUAUGAGCAGAACGAGUGGAUCAUACACCUGGCGGGAAAGCUGUUAGCCAAUGACAGAUCAGCAUCCUCGCUUAUAGCCGUCAAUCCUUUCUACGAGAGGGAACCACCCAGGUGGAUAAGGGGAGAGCACUUCCGCUACAAGUUCAGCCGUCCUUGGGGAACGCACGCGUCCAAAGGCAAAUGGUGGAUCCGGAAACGGAUUGGGCCGUACUUUCCCCCGCUCAAUCUCCCUGGGCUCAAAAAAUUCUUCCAGUCAAGGUCAUGGCCAUUGCCUGUCUCCAAAAGGGACCAACAUUAAUAAUGUUUUUCCCACUAGCCCCCGUUCCUUUAGCCAUAGCCACUGUUACAGCACAAUUUAAUGGAUUGUAAUAUGGGACUUUUGUGUGUUGGAUAUCCACUAGUCUUCAUGGGUUUGGGCAAUAAUUUCAUAGGCCUUGUGGCCAUUAUAAUCAGUGGGAAACAACAUGUGACACUGUGUGCAACAAAACACCUCUUGUGCUUUUUUCAUGUUUCAAUAUGGGAAUUAAAGGAGAAGUAAAGCCUCUAGACAUGUUUUGUGCUUUGCAAAUAUACCAAAAUAUGUUUACACUUCUUGGCCUUUAGUAUGGUCGGGAUCAUGGCUAAAAGUUCUUCCUCCAUUGGAGGCCAUUUAUAGUGAUAAAGGCUCACCUGUGCAACCAUUCCAUUCCAUGCAACUCCAUCGGUGCCCCAUAAUGAGAGACGCGGGGGGAUGUGCCUUUGCCAGAGGAAGAACUUUUAGCCAUGGGAACUUUGCAGGCUGACACAGCUAAGUGAAGGAAGAACUUUUUGACCACUAACUAUACCAAGGGCACAGGCAGUUCAAGAUGUUCAGGGACGCCUAACCUAAACUUGUUUAAAAGCUUUACUUCUCCUUUAACUAAAUGAGAAACAAGUGCCAGCUAAGGCUCUUAGGGGGGUAGAUGGCCAUGUGACUUUCUCUAGUGGCACUGGCCUGAACCCAGGAAACAUCACAACAUCACGUGAUCAACCAAAGGUACUUGGCAGCCACUGGCCGCUUUUUGAUUGGCCACACUUAACAGAACUGGCAGUCAAUUAUGUGGUGUAUAGGACCAAUGCAAUAACCUUCCUGACUCAUAUAUAGCCAGGGCUCACUCAAAUAUUGGUCGCACAGGAUGGAAAUUCCUUUUGGCCAAGGACCAACAGCCAACAGCAAUAUCUACUGCAUCUUGAAUUUCUUAUGUGCGGGAGCUGCCAUCUUGCAUGUCUCAGCCAAUGAGUCGUUCAUAGACAAUAGGAGCAACUACACCUUCACUUCAUAACCACUAGGGGCGAUGUUGCUGCCUUUUUAAUGUUGUCAUUGUCAAGCUUAUUAUUUUAUUGUACCAUUCUCUGCUUCAGGGAUAGCCAGCCAAUGGCCUUGCAGCUGUUAUAUCAGCUCCCAGCAUCCUCAGCCAGCCGUCAAUUCUUUCUUUAUCCUGCACAGUAUAGUCAUUGUAGUGACUUUCCAAACAUCUACCCUCUGUAGCACAGAAGAUACUUGCUAAAUGGAUCAAACAUGGCAGCGUGGUGCUUUAGAGGAAAGUACACUGGUCCAGUUUGAUUCUCGCCAGCCCUUUAGUUCUCCUCUGAAUAUGUAAAAAGGGAAAAUUGUUCUUAUUGCUCUCUAUGUUUCUGUCAAUGUGUAAAAUAAUCAUGUAUAGAAAAAAGAAUUUGUAUGAAAAGCACAGACGUUUACAUUCAUAACCUGAGCCAAAAAUGUAAGUUUUGUUCUUUGA